AUGGGUGUUCAAGAGCUUGGGGAGAGCAUCCAUGCACAUGUGACUAAAGUCGAUUACUCAUCCAAAGCAUUUUUAAUAUCAUCAUUGAUUGAUUUAUAUUGCAAACUUGGAAGGACAAGGCAAGGAAAUGCCAUUUUUGAUGAAAUUAUAAUCAAAGAUCUUCUAUGUUGGAGUUCAAUGAUCAACAGUUAUGGGAUAAAUGGGUAUGGAAAUGAAGCUCUAGAGACUUUCUCAAAGAAUGAAGGUUGGAAUUGGUUUUAUGCCAUGGAAAAGAUAUAUGGUAUUACUCCAAAACUUGCACACUAUGCUUGUAUGGUAGAUUUGCUUAGUCGUCAAGGACAUGUAAAAGAAGCUCUUGAAUUUGGGAAAAGUAUGCCUAUAGAGCCCGAUAAAAGAAUUUGGGGAGCUCUUCUUGCUGGUUGUCGAUCCAUUUGUGGGUCUAUUGAGAUUGCAGAAUUUGUGGUUGAACAGCUCAUUCGCUUGGACCAAGAAAAUACUAGUUGUUAUUUGGUUUUGUCAAACUUGUACGCAGAGCAGUUUAGAUGGGAAGAUGUGGAAAGGAUGCGGAAAUUGGUAGACAAGAAGCGAUUGAGGAAGGAAACAGGAUAUAGUAUAAUUGAAGCCAAUUCAUAA
Messenger RNA from Camellia sinensis, 633 nucleotides. Lineage: Eukaryota; Viridiplantae; Streptophyta; Magnoliopsida; Ericales; Theaceae. The record is from RefSeq and is a predicted model, not a curated record.